AUCGUGUCUUACGUGCAAGAUGUGACGAUCUGAACAUCGGGGAAGAUUAUAACAUCUUUAAGCACCGAAGAUUUCGCCCCUUUCAACUCGUCUAUGACGGAUACGUGAAGCAGAAACAGUACACGAUGAAAGCCCCUACCAACACUCAAGCUGACCACCUGUCUGAAGACGAUACAGCAAGACUCCUCAGCGUACUUGGCACUUCUGAUCCCGAGCAGCUGUUGGCUUCUCUCAUAUUCUAUACAACCUACACAUUCGCAUUGAGAGGCGGUACGGAAUUAAACAACAUGACCCCUGCGAGCUUUACCUUCACAAUCGGAGACAGAACAGUGGACACAACUUACGUUGAGAACGCGGCCAAAAAUCGUCAACCUGGUCUGAAAAACAUACACCACAAACGCAGGACUGUCACCCAUAUCAGCAAGAAAAGCGACACAGAAACGUUCUACUUCUACUAUCACUUCUAUCUUGACCGCUGCCCUCCAGAAAUGAGGAACUCUUCUACGCUGAGACUGUUUCAACAUCCUCUUAGGAGAGCAGAUCCAUCAACAGAUCUAGUAUGGUACGGAACUAAGAAACCUCUCGGACGUAAUUACUAGUAGAAGAAGUACUUCGAACGCGCUGGAUUAGACUCAGAGAAAGGAAAGUUCUCACUACGAUCGCUACGAGCCACUGUAACUACUCGCUUGAAUCAGCACGGGGUUGAUGAUCGUGUUAUCAUGGCCCGCACCGGGCAUAGGAGCCAAGCUGGACUGGAUCGUUAUAAGCGCCCUGGUUUGAAUAAAAACAUUGUGAAUGUGUCUGAAAUCCUUACUUUAAACAACCCGAGAAAGCUUUUAUACCGGGCCGGUUUUAUCAUAGCUGCUGUGAUUAUUGCUCUGAUCUCGACAUACGCGUUCAUAAUGCUUAAACCUGGACUAUAAGUACAAAAGAGUUUCCCAAUACUGUAACGAUCACCAUCUUACUUAUUGUUUAUGUUAAAUAUUUCUCUAGCUCUGUAAUAUUAUCUUAUUAACAUCAUAGUGUUAAUAUUAUUAUGUCCGAAUUGCAACUUUUUAAAUUAAGUUUAAUCUUAUAUGAUGCUCAUAGCUUGACUAAUAGUAGAGUGUCAACGUACUGUUAAUGUUAUGGCAUCUUGAACUAUCUUAAAUUGAAUGAGUCAGAAUUGUUCUCUGAUAUUUCUUAAAUACUCUUAAUUUCGAUCAACUG
Messenger RNA from Bolinopsis microptera, 1209 nucleotides. RefSeq lists its product as uncharacterized. Bases 126 to 599 code for a protein of 157 amino acids. Lineage: Eukaryota; Metazoa; Ctenophora; Tentaculata; Lobata; Bolinopsidae. The transcript is spliced from 3 exons. The record is from RefSeq and is a predicted model, not a curated record.